Molecule: messenger RNA, 1329 nt
Organism: Rotaria socialis
Lineage: Eukaryota; Metazoa; Rotifera; Eurotatoria; Philodinida; Philodinidae
Source: the annotation of a GenBank genome assembly
AUGAUGGCCCAAAAAGAGAAUGGAGAUGGUGAAUUUGAGGAAAAUAUAGAAGAAAAAACUGUUAAUGAAGAAUAUAAAAUUUGGAAAAAGAAUGCACCGUUUCUCUAUAAUCUUGUUAUAGCUCAUGCACUUGAAUGGCCUAGUCUAACAGUGCAAUGGUUACCAUAUAUUCGAAAGGAUGACGACCGAGAUUUUAAUACACAUCGUUUAAUACUUGGUACGCAUACAGCUGAUGAACAAAAUCAUCUUGUUGUUGCUAGUGUUCAACUGCCAAGAGAAGAUCUUGAAUUAGAUGCUUCGCAUUAUGAAGGCGAUAAAGCUGAAUUAGGUGGAUUCAGUUUGAUCAAUGGUCGCAUCGAAGUAGAAGUAAAAAUAAAUCACGAAGGAGAAGUAAACCGUGCUCGUUAUAUGCCACAAAAUCCUCAAAUAAUUGCAACAAAAACACCAUUAUCCGAUGUAUUAAUAUUUAAUAUUGAUACGCAUCCAUUAGGCAAAGAGCAAGCAGGUGAUUGCAAUCCAGAAUUACGUUUAAAAGGUCAUACAAGAGAAGGCUAUGGUUUAUCAUGGAAUUCAAAUUCUAAUGGAUAUUUACUUAGUUCAGCUGAUGAUCAUACUGUUUGUUUAUGGAAUAUAAAUAUGCAACCAAAACAAGGACGAAAUUUAGAUGCAUUAUCAAUUUACACUGGACAUACGAUGGUUGUGGAAGAUGUUGCAUGGCAUUCCAAGCAUCCAACAAUAUUUGGCUCUGUAGGUGACGAUCGAAAAAUGUUGAUUUGGGAUACAAGAUCGAAUAAUUAUGCACAAGCAAGUCAUGUUAUUGAUGCGCAUACGGCUGAAGUUAAUUGUAUAUCGUUUAAUCCAUUCUCAGAAUAUAUUCUGUUAACUGGCUCAGCUGAUAAGACGCUGGCUUUGUGGGAUUUAAGAAAUUUAAAAGUUAAAAUAGCAACAUUUGAAUCUCAUAAAGAUGAAAUUUUUCAAGUGCAAUGGUCUCCACAAAAUGAAACUAUUUUUGCAUCGAGUGGUUCAGAUCGACGAAUUCAUAUAUGGGAUUUAAGUCGAAUGAAUCGAAAGCAAUCAUCAACAGAGACAGAAGAUGGCCCACCGGAACUUUUAUUUAUUCAUGGUGGACAUUCAGCGAAAAUUUCUGAUUUCUCAUGGAAUCCAAAUGAACCAUUUACUAUCUGUUCUGUAUCUGAAGAUAAUAUGGCUCAAAUUUGGCAAAUAGCUGAACAUGUUUAUAAUGAUGAUAUUACUAUGGACGAUGUAUGUCGUGAUAGAGGAGAAGUGCCACCGAAAUCAAUCGUAAAUGCUUCAUCCAAUGAAUCUUGA